Messenger RNA from Punctularia strigosozonata HHB-11173 SS5, 1650 nucleotides. RefSeq lists its product as uncharacterized. The record is from RefSeq and is a predicted model, not a curated record. Lineage: Eukaryota; Fungi; Basidiomycota; Agaricomycetes; Corticiales; Punctulariaceae. The coding region runs from base 1 to 1650 and encodes 549 amino acids. The transcript is spliced from 5 exons.
AUGGUACCUCCGACAUUAUCUGAAGAAAUCAUCUCUCCUCCUCCUCCUCCUUCCGCUGCACUAUCAUCAGCUCCAGCUGCAGGAUCCUCCCGUGCAAACGGGCGGUCACGUCGCCCGCAUCUAUCAGACGGGAUAUCGCCGCAUUGGAUCACAGCCUCGCAAUUUGAACGCGGUACCACCGAGAACAUACAACUCAGUCAUAAGGCUCUGCAGCAGGCGAUUGACACGCGGAGGAAGCACGAAGUCGAGCUGGUUAUAUGGCAUGAGAAUGGAUGCACCCCAAUGCGCCGUAUCCAAGAAGCCCGCUCAUUCCCCUCAUUUACUCUUGCCCAAUUCAACGAUAUCAUCAAGCGUUUCAAACUCGAUAACUCGUCGUGGAUAGAUCGAUAUAACCCAGAGCAGGGAGUCUGGCAGACGGUUGACAUCGAAACGACGUUCACGCAUGAUCGCACGACAACGUUCUUGAUGAAAUUGCGUCCCAACAACGAGGAGCUCUUGGAUUGUCCCAGGCUCUCUGAUGAGCUGCAGGAGCAGCCGUCGCCACGCCGCAAGCGUAAAUCCGGUCCAGAUAUUGUUUCACCUCCCCGGAGAAAGUACGCACGACCCAAUCCCACAAGCAUUUUAUCUACCAGAAAGAAGGGCGGACCAUCUUCUCCGUCGUCCUCCCGGUCGUCGUCAUCGCGUAGCCUCGGGCUGCGCUCGCAGUCACGUUCACCAGAUCCCUUCAGUGCCCGCAGCUCUUCGUCACCAGCGCCCAGACGAUCGUCUCCGCCACUUCACCCCGCGUCUUUGCCACCGUCACCAACACAUCGGCUGUCAGGUACACAGGCAUCCAGGGUGUACCUUCGUCCAAGGACUUCGUCUCAGCUGCCUCGUCCUUUGCCUGCGGAGGUUAUUGAGAUUUCGAGUGACGAGGAGGUGGUGGUGGCACCAUCGAAGUCCACCAAAAAGCGUAGGUUCCCUGGUGACUAUUAUGUUUACGAACUUCACAGAGGCUUUGAGUCGGUCAUGGCGUCCUCGCAAGCACGUUCCAUCGUGUUUGAACACCACUUUCCCGAUGCCGCUAACAAAUGGGCAAGCUCGACUUGGAGCGACAACUACGUGAAAUACUGGUUGAAUGCCCCUGAAGAACUAAAAGCGCGUUUCAUUGGAUACAAACAUCAGGAGAGUGGUCUAUGGGGUGCUUUCGUCAAGGAUUUCAAGAAGUGGAAGAAGACUGGGAGCUUGUCUUCCGCUACUCGUUGUUCUCGACAGAAUUCAUCGCCGAUUGAGAUCAAACCUGAGCUAGAACCGCUCACAGAGGGCAGCUGCGGCUUUGCAAUACCACCCAAUCAGAUUGUGUCGAUGGCUACGCGGGAUCCGACACAGAAGAUUGCAACUGCGCUCCCGCACCCAGAGCAGCUUGAACUUCAACAUCAGACGACUUCUCCCUUCGGGUCCCAGUCAUCGAUGCUCACAGACCGCGAUGCAGAAGGAGAGACAGAUGUUGAGGACACGCCCGGCACACCAGGGCAUAACUACGGCCCUGCUGACUGGUCUGGACAAGAACUACGAUUGCUCACAGGUGGCAGUCGUGUCUUUGCAACACUACCUGAUCAGACUGCGUCAACCGCUAUGUGGGAUCCGUCGCAAAUUGUUUGGCCACAGUAA